Melozone crissalis (California towhee) is the source of this 4610-nucleotide messenger RNA. RefSeq names its product protein kinase C and casein kinase substrate in neurons 3 (gene PACSIN3). The transcript is spliced from 12 exons. Gene Ontology annotation, cellular component: cytoplasm; plasma membrane; endosome. Gene Ontology annotation, biological process: regulation of endocytosis; cytoskeleton organization; plasma membrane tubulation. The record is from RefSeq and is a predicted model, not a curated record. NCBI's taxonomy places the organism in Eukaryota, Metazoa, Chordata, Aves, Passeriformes, Passerellidae. The coding region runs from base 187 to 1560 and encodes 457 amino acids. Gene Ontology annotation, molecular function: phospholipid binding; protein binding.
CCCCAGGUGGCCGCUGCUCGCCGAGCGUCCCGCCGUGCCACGCCGCCCGCGAGUCUUUUUUCAGAGUCUGAAGAGCUUGAGGCACACUUGCCAGCUUCCCACUGCUCCUCUGCGGCAGCGUCUCGCUUUCAGCUUUCAGGUUAACUGAAAUCUGCAAACAUUCUCUGCUGCAAGAAAAAAAGGGUGAUGUCAUCAGAAGAUGAUGCUGGCGGGGAGGCUCCUGGGGGCAGUUUCUGGGAGGCUGGAAACUACAAGCGGACAGUGAAACGUGUGGAUGAUGGCUACCGGCUCUGCAAUGACCUUAUCUCCUGCUUCCAGGAGCGAGCCAAGAUAGAGAAGAACUAUGCCCAGCAGCUCACAGAAUGGUCCCGUAAGUGGAGGACCAAUGUGGAGAGAGGUCCGCAGUAUGGUACUCUGGAAAAGGCCUGGCAUGCCUUCCUGACAGCUGCAGACAAACUGAGUGAAAUUCACUUGGCUGUCCGGAACCACCUGGCUGGUGAAGAUUCCGAUAAGAUCAAGGCCUGGCAGAAGGAGGCCUACCACAAGCAGAUGAUUGGAGGCUUCAAGGAAACAAAGGAUGCAGAGGAUGGGUUCCGCAAAGCCCAGAAACCCUGGGUGAAGAAGAUGAAAGAUGUGGAGACUUCUAAGAAAAACUAUCAUGCAGCCCGGAAGGAGGAGAAAACGGCCCAUACAAGGGAGAGCCAUGCCAAGGCAGACUCGUCUGUCUCACAGGAGCAGAUGCGCAAGUUGCAGGAGCGUGUAGAGAAGUGCACUCAGGAGGCUGAGAAGUGCAAGGAUCAGUAUGAGAAGAUGCUGGAAGAAUUGAAUCGCUACAAUCCCCGCUACAUGGAGGACAUGGAGCAAGUGUUUGAGGGCUGUCAGGAGGCAGAGCGCAAGCGAUUGUGCUUCUUCAAGGAGAUGCUUCUGAAUCUGCACCAGCAUCUCAACCUCUCCACCAGUGAAAGCUUUCAUGCAUUGUAUCGGGAUCUCCACCAAGUCAUCCUGGCUGCAGACAACCAGGAGGACCUGAAGUGGUGGCGCAACACUCAUGGACCGGGCAUGGCGAUGAAUUGGCCUCAGUUUGAGGAAUGGUCCCUUGAAACACAGAGGCAAAUCACCAAGAAGGAGAAGAGUGGAAAGAUGGCUGAUGAUGUCACACUGACCAGCAUUUUGCCUGCACGAGAUGGUGUUGUCUCACAGACCCCUCUGCAGACAAGGUUUUCCUAUCAAGAGGAGCAGAACAGUCUCUUCUAUGACACCCUGAAGGCACCAACCCAUGUGAACGGAGGGAAGGAAGACAUUUCAGAGUGGUCCGAUGAGGACACUCCCAAGAAGUGCCUGGAUGCCAACGGGCAUGAGGAAGACCUGAAGGUACCAGGUGUACGGGUACGAGCACUCUAUGACUACACGGGACAGGAGGCUGAUGAGCUGAGCUUUAAAGCAGGUGAAGAACUAAUGAAGAUUAGUGAGGAAGAUGAGCAGGGCUGGUGCAAAGGCCGACUUCUCACUGGUCAAGUUGGACUCUAUCCUGCCAAUUAUGUUGAGAAGGUUGGAUCAUGAUUGCUGCUGCCCCACCAGUGCCUCACAGCCAUACCAGCAUCUCCUGCAGAGGUCACUGGGUCACUCCUGGCCCCAACCCACCUUUGCAGUAUAUUCAGCAGCUUCUGGACUUUAAAGGCACAUAUUCCAUGUAACUAAUGCUUCAUUUAAACAUCUAGAUCUGUAGGGAUUUUCUAAAAAAUAAACAAGAAUGAAUAAAGACUUUUCUGAGCACUACAGUAGUGUAGGAGUGCAGAAAGAAACAGACCCUUUUGACUUGCACUGAGUGAAAGGAGGUAAGUGUUUUCAUGGAGCUCUAGAAAAGAGAGAAAGCAUACUUCCCUGACUUCAGUGCACAUGCAUUCACAGUGCAUUGGGUGUUGAGGUCUGCCCUGCCUCCAGGCUUCCUGUUCAAUGAAUUUUUGAUAUGCAGUGUAAUAAGGAACUUCUUCUAUUGUUUCCCCUUUUUAGCUCCAUCAAGCUGACUGGCAGAAAGGUCUCUGUUCUCCCAUGUAUUUUAUAAGUUUUCAGUAUCCCUCACCUGCAAGCUUGUUGGCUUCCCUGAUAAGACAGCUGUUGAAGUUACACAGCUACAACCUGAACAUCCCUUUUCACUGUGCUCAUUUUUAUUGGGAUAACCCCAGGAGUAUAGCUGAGGCACAUGAGAAAGAAGCUUCUGUCUUGCAUGGUGUGGCUGUUCAGGCUAAUGAGUUCUGAACAGACCUGUUGUGCAGCCAGUUGGAGCUGACUGAAUGCUCCCUGACUAGAAUGGUCUUUGACACAUGAAGGCUGGUUUUAAAAUGACAGCCACGUUCUAGUGCUGUUCUGCUUAGGAUUCCUAAAUUGACUUGUGUAUGUUGGGGUUUCUAAUGCAUCUAGAUUAUUUUGGCUAUACCUCUCUUCAAGAGCACUUAGUGCACAGCAGAGACCCUCUUUUUUUCCUUUCCAAUAUCUUCUUGGCUCACACAGGGCUAGAAGCGCACUCCCUGCUUUGCCAAAGACCCCUGCACUGUGAUGAGGGUUGCACUGUGGAAGUUGCCUGCUGGCUAGCACAAAUGACUUAUAGAGGGGUAACUCCCCUUUUUGUCCUGAAUUGCUCAAGUGCACUUAUGCCCAGUUGUUAAGUGCCAUUCAGCAGGGAGGAUGUAUCCAUCUUUAUCUCACCUGUCCUCAUGCCUUUGAAAGCCUGUGAGGCUGCUGGGAAGACCUGAUCCUAGUGCUCUGUAUAUUCCAGCAUAGGGACUGAUUAACCCAAGAGCUUGAGGGAACAAAAAACUGGAAAAUCUCCCAUUGCCAGAGAAACAAAGGCAACAAGCAGUUGCCUAAAAAUGGCUUACUUAGUACAUCUGCCUGAAACUGCUGCUGAAAUGCAUUUUGAGUUUGUAGUAACCUUCUGAAGUGACAUUCUUAUUCUGGCCUAGCAUAUGUGAGUGACCUGGCUCAGUCAGACUCACAGAACUCAGCUGAGCCUCCACCAACCACUUGGAGUGAACUGCUUCAGAGCUGUUUGGAAAAAGAGUGCUACACAUAAGAAAGGCUUAAGUCAUGGGUGAACAUCAAGAUUAAAUGGGCCAGUAUUGUGUUAACAGCAGCUAGUAAACCAAUAUGUAGACUGAAACAGAGGAGAGGAUAGACAUUCAAACACUUAAUUUAUGAAGAUUAAAGUAUCACAAAUAUCUCAUUGCCUGGCUGACAACAGAAAUUAACCUUUUACACCAUAGUGCAUGCCUUGAAUGUAGUUUGCCAUGGACAAAGAGAUGGGAGACCACAGAAACUUACAGUUGGAAAGUUUUGCUUGAAAUAUCCCUAGCAAUGUACUUCAUGAAUGGGGAAGAGGCAAACUAAAAGAAAAAGGCUAAAGCAUUUUGCUCAGAGUCUAUUAUGUCAUUUUUCAAUAAAAGAGAAAGUAUUUCCAAAAGGCAAUUAAAUAUCUAAGCAACACAUUAAAAAUGCCUGGAUUUAGCUAUGAAUUUAGUUAGCUAGGUUCAGUAUCUGAAGAUGCCUCUAAGCUUAUGCCAUGUAAUUAGACGUGUUGGUGUAUAAGCACUUGGAUUUAUUUAAAGAUCCAGUCUGCUCUCAGUUCUGUGUCCCAGGUAAAAAUAUAGUGUUGUGCAGUAAUUGCAAGUGUUCCACUUGCUGACCCACACUGGAAUGAUUUGUUGCUCCUUUGUCUUAGCACACGUGAAUAUGAAGAGGGCCUGCCAGGCUUCUAAGAGAGCUGAGAUUAAAACAGCAAUAAAAUGACCUGAGAUGUCUUGUAAACAAUACUGAAGUUUCCCUGAUUAACCUGCAUAUUUCAAACACCAAUGCUAGACUUUCAUGUAAGGUCAAAAAAUGGUAGAAGGGAGCUACAGAGGAUGACAUUGAAAAUUUAUUUCUAACUCUAUGUGAGUUCUAGUCAGGCUGUAAUUAGGGAUGGAGGUAGGUGUGGCCAUAACAUGCUAAAGGACAGAAAUGUCCAGUGAACAGAACCUCUGAUUACAGUACAAACAACCUGAAAUUCCACAGGACAAAGUCUGAACAGACUUGUUUGUCCUAGGAAAACACGACCACCUGAUUAUAGUGGGCUGCUUGAACGUUUCCAGAAAUUGUGACAUAUUGUAUCUUAUGCCAACAAGUUCUCUAAGGACUGUUUGCACAUCAGAAAUUCCUGCCAAGAGCUGAAGUAAUGGACAGCAGACAAUACAUUGAGAAUGAAAAAUUGCUUGGUUGGACUAUACCUCAGAAACAGGCAUGGCACUUAGUCCUGGCUACCCAAAACCAUCUGGAUUAGUAAAAGAGAGCCUGUGAAGUAAAGAUCUAGCUAGAGGGAAGGAUUAAAAAACAACCCCAAACCAACCCACAUCUAAUGAUCUUUUAUUAAAGUAAUAGCUCUACCUGGAUACUUGGUUUUCCACAGAAGCAAAUGAGGUUUUGUUAGCCACAAAGGUUCUAGUUGAAACUUCCGUGCCAUGCCAAAAGUUUUGUGUGUGAACAGAGACAUGUACACAGAAACUAAUUGCUGUGCCUGAAUUCCAGAAGGCCAGUGAAGCCUGUUCUUCCCCCAUGGUUUUUGUAAAAAAAAAAAUACA